AAGCGGUAGUUGGGCCCGGCUGCGGCGGAGCGUUCGCUCGGAGAUGGCGGAGUCGCCGCGACGCGGCCCGAGGCCCCGCGAGCUGGGAAGCCGGGCGGCCCCGGGACGCGGCGGGGCCCGGGGACAGCGGGGACGCCGCCCCCUCCAGAGGGUAUGAAGCUAAAAUGCGGUUUGUUACAACACGAGAACUUGACAGGCCUGACCUUUGAAUCCCAGUUCCUCCACGGACGGAGCUUUGUGAUAGUGGAGUGUGGGGCCGCCAUGCUUGUGGACUUUGCUGAUUUCUGAUGUGAAAGCCUCCACCAGAGCUGAGGAAGCUCAAGUCUCAGCCUAAGGCAUGGGCCAGGGGGCCAUGGUGACCUGAGACCAGUGGGUUCUGUCCAUUGCAGCCUGUUGUUCCUCUGCCUCCCUAUCCUAGAUUGAAAGGGUUUGUGUCCAUCUCAUCAAGGAACUGACCCUAAGAGAAUCCCUUUCCCGUAUUUUUCUCUUCUUCUGCCCUACCGAGACCAUUCCAGCCCACAGAGCUCCUACCUCCCAUCUCCUGAGGUGGUCCCCGUCGCUUCCUCAUUUUCCCUCGCCAUGCUCCAGCUGUGGAAGGUGGUACGCCCUGCUCGGCAGCUGGAACUGCACCGCCUCAUACUGCUGCUGAUAGGUUUCAGUCUUGUCUCCAUGGGAUUCCUGGCUUACUAUGUGUCCACCAGCCCCAAGGCCAAGGAACCCUUGCCUCUGCCCUUGGGAGACUGUAGCAGUGGGGCAGCUGGCCCUGGCCUUGCACGGCCACCAGUCCCACCUCGACCCCCUAGGCCUCCAGAAACCACCCGAACGGAACCUGUGGUCCUCGUGUUUGUGGAGAGUGCAUACUCACAAUUGGGCCAGGAAAUUGUGGCCAUUUUGGAGUCCAGUCGUUUUCGUUAUAGCACUGAACUAGCACCUGGCCGAGGGGAUAUGCCCACACUGACUGAUCAUACCCAUGGCCGCUAUGUCUUGUUCAUCUAUGAGAACCUUCUGAAGUAUGUCAACUUGGAUUCCUGGAGUCGAGAACUGCUGGACCGGUACUGUGUGGAGUAUGGUGUAGGCAUCAUUGGCUUCUUCCGAGCCCAUGAGCAUAGCCUAUUGAGUGCCCAGCUUAAGGGCUUUCCCCUUUUUCUAUACUCAAAUUUGGGGCUCCGGGACUACCAAGUGAAUCCUUCAGCCCCUCUACUACAUCUCACCCGCCCCAGCCGCUUGGAGCCGGGCCCACUGCCUGGUGACGACUGGACCAUCUUCCAGUCCAAUCACAGUACCUAUGAGCCCGUGCUCCUGGCCAGCCAUCGGCCAGCUGAGCUCCCUGUACCAGGACCGGUGCUUCGGCGGGCCCGGCUCCCCACUGUGGUCCAGGACUUGGGACUUCAUGAUGGCAUUCAGCGGGUGCUGUUUGGACACGGCCUUUCUUUCUGGCUUCAUAAACUUGUUUUUGUUGAUGCUGUGGCAUACCUCACUGGGAAGCGCCUCUGCCUGGACCUUGACCGCUACAUCUUAGUGGACAUCGAUGACAUCUUUGUGGGCAAAGAAGGUACUCGCAUGAAGGUGGCUGAUGUUGAGGCUCUGUUGACCACCCAGAACAAACUCAGGACCUUAGUUCCCAACUUCACCUUCAACCUGGGCUUCUCGGGCAAGUUCUACCACACUGGGACCGAGGAGGAGGACGCAGGGGACGACAUGCUGCUGAAGCACCGUCAGGAGUUCUGGUGGUUCCCUCACAUGUGGAGCCACAUGCAGCCACACCUCUUCCACAACCGCUCUGUGCUGGCUGACCAGAUGAGACUCAACAGGCAGUUCGCUCUGGAGCAUGGGAUUCCUACUGAUCUGGGAUAUGCUGUGGCCCCCCACCACUCGGGCGUGUACCCCAUCCACACGCAGCUCUAUGAGGCCUGGAAAUCUGUAUGGGGCAUCCAGGUGACCAGCACUGAGGAGUAUCCCCAUCUCCGCCCUGCCCGCUACCGCCGUGGUUUCAUUCACAAUGGCAUCAUGGUGCUCCCCCGGCAAACAUGUGGCCUCUUCACCCACACGAUCUUCUACAAUGAGUAUCCUGGAGGUUCUCGUGAACUAGAUCGGAGCAUCCGAGGCGGAGAGCUCUUUCUGACAGUGCUGCUUAAUCCGAUCAGCGUCUUUAUGACCCAUCUGUCAAACUACGGAAACGACCGUCUGGGCCUGUACACCUUUGAGAGCCUGGUGCGCUUCCUCCAGUGCUGGACACGACUGCGCCUGCAGACCCUCCCUCCUGUCCCUCUUGCACGAAAGUACUUUGAACUUUUUCCUCAGGAGCGAAACCCCCUUUGGCAGAAUCCCUGUGAUGACAAGAGGCACAAAGAUAUCUGGUCCAAGGAGAAAACCUGUGAUCGUCUCCCCAAGUUCCUCAUUGUGGGACCGCAGAAGACAGGCACCACCGCUAUUCACUUCUUCCUGAGCCUGCACCCAGCUGUGACAAGCAGCUUUCCGAGCCCAAGCACCUUUGAGGAGAUUCAGUUCUUCAGUGGCCCUAAUUACCACAAGGGUAUUGACUGGUACAUGGACUUCUUCCCUGUUCCUUCCAAUGCCAGCACUGACUUCCUCUUUGAAAAAAGUGCCACCUACUUUGACUCAGAGGUUGUACCGCGGCGGGGGGCUGCCCUUUUACCAAGAGCCAAGAUCAUCACUGUGCUCACCAACCCUGCUGACAGGGCCUACUCCUGGUACCAGCACCAGCGAGCACAUGGAGACCCGGUUGCUUUGAACUAUACGUUCUACCAAGUGAUUUCCGCCUCCUCUCAGGCCCCCCUGGUACUUCGGUCCUUGCAGAACCGUUGUCUUGUUCCUGGCUACUAUUCUACCCAUCUGCAGCGCUGGCUGACUUACUAUCCUUCUGGACAGGUACGGUCUCCCAAGAGCAGAGCCUUUGUUAGGGUCCCCUCCCUUCAGCCCAGUCUUAGGAAUCUAGAGGGAACCACACCCCUGUCCCUUCAGUUGCUGAUUGUGGAUGGGCAGGAGCUUCGUAUCAACCCAGCAGCCUCCAUGGAGAUCAUCCAGAAGUUCUUGGGUAUCACCCCCUUUCUGAACUACACGAGGACCCUCAGGUUUGAUGAAGAUAAAGGAUUCUGGUGCCAGGGACUUGAAGGUGGUAAGACUCGCUGUCUGGGGAAAAGCAAAGGCCGGAGAUACCCAGACAUGGACCUGGAGUCUCGCCUUUUCCUUACCAACUUUUUCCGGAACCAUAAUUUGGAACUAUCAAAGCUGCUGAGCCGGCUUGGACAGCCAUCCCCCUUGUGGCUUCGGGAAGAAUUGCAGCAUUCCACUGUGGGCUGAUGCCCCCGCCUUCCCAUACCAGCAAAAAGCCUGCUGCUUCACUGAGGGGCAAGCCUUACUUAGAGCAGGGCCCACAAGGGGGAUUAGCGUGGCCUGGCCCGUUACCCCUCUACCUCAGUGGCCCUCCCAGGACUGGAAUGGCUGAAAAGGGCAUCCAUCCCUUUCCCAUAGUUUUGGGGCCUAAAUAAGGGGGCUUCCCUUGGUACCCUGUAUCAUGGUACUAGGUACCUUUGACCUAUGAACCUGGGAGGUGAGGAAGAGAGGGUCCAAGGAGGGGGUAGAAGAAUGUAUUAAUUCAGUGAUUUCCCUCUUCAUCCCUAGCAGUUUAUCUGUCUAUGCCUACCCAUGAGAGGGCCCCUUUGCUACGGCCCCUUGAAUCAGACAGUGGGAUCUACCUGUGGCCUGGCCUCCCUAGUGUCAUUCACAUUGAAUGGGGAUGAGGUCGGACAGUUGCUCAUAGAGCUGAAUAUGAGCCCCAGCUGUGGGCCAGAAAUGUCCUUAAUAAACAUCCUUAUUUUUC
Molecule: messenger RNA, 3841 nt
Organism: Peromyscus eremicus (cactus mouse)
Lineage: Eukaryota; Metazoa; Chordata; Mammalia; Rodentia; Cricetidae
Gene: Ndst2
Product: N-deacetylase and N-sulfotransferase 2
Exons: 14
Coding region: 580-3321 (913 amino acids)
Cellular component (GO): Golgi apparatus
Molecular function (GO): deacetylase activity; heparan sulfate N-sulfotransferase activity
Source: RefSeq, a predicted model, not a curated record